Molecule: messenger RNA, 1896 nt
Organism: Aspergillus caelatus
Lineage: Eukaryota; Fungi; Ascomycota; Eurotiomycetes; Eurotiales; Aspergillaceae
Product: Zn(II)2Cys6 transcription factor domain-containing protein
Exons: 2
Coding region: 1-1449 (482 amino acids)
Biological process (GO): regulation of DNA-templated transcription
Molecular function (GO): DNA-binding transcription factor activity, RNA polymerase II-specific; zinc ion binding
Source: RefSeq, a predicted model, not a curated record
AUGGGAGGCUUGACCGAGUCUAGUGAACCUAAAAGGAUGCGCCGAAGAGCUCGGACGGUCUCACUAAUUUCCCUCGCUAGAAUACGGCAUGUCAAAUGCGACGAAUUACCGGGUAGGUGCUUGAAUUGUGUGUCCACUGGGCGCCAGUGUGACGGCUACGAUCUUGAUCGUCUUCCUCUAAAGAAAGGGCUUGCCACCAGCACAACUCUCAGCGUACAUCGAAUGCGUUUGGUGCUCCCAGAUCAAACUUCCGAUGAGAGACGAUGUUUCUCUUAUUUCCAAUGCUCGACUAUCCCGAUGAUGAACGUCUGGUUUGAUCACCACAUGUGGGAUCGGCUUACACUUCAAAUGAGUCAUGCCGAGCCAGCCAUCUGUCAUGCGGUAGUCGCUGUGAGCGCUUUACAGCAGUUAGUAGAAACGACUGGUAUACCCGUGUUACCGGAGGAUAUGACGAACCGCUACCACCGCUUCGCCUUGGGUCAAUACAAUCGAGCGGUUAGUCAUCUGAUCUCCCGGAUGAACUCCAACGACCCGAGCGUGAAGAAUAUGGCCUUGAUGUGCUGUCUACUGUUUGUGGUCUUCGAGUUGACGCGUGGGCGGUAUGACCUAGCCAUUCUUCAUCUUCAAAAUGGAGUCAAGCUGCUGGGUGCUGAGGCGCAAAAGCCAAUUUACAGUUCCCUAUACCACACCCAUCCAUCUUCAGCUCUAGAGCGACACAUCGAACCAUCUUUCGCCGCUGCAAUAAUGCAUCUGGAUCUACAGAGUGCACAUUUUGGAGUCUCUAAACUACACGAGGGACUGGAUCUAGAAAUGUUCGCGCACUGGGUCGGGCGGGCACCGUCAAUGGUGGAUUUCCAGACCAUCAAGGACGCGUGGAUCGUCCGCGACCGGAUCUUCAUCCAGUUUUGCAUGUUUGGCACUCUCUGUGAGUCCUUCUCAGGGACUGACAUGUCCGCGAACUAUGGCAUAUUGCGUACGGAGCAGAGGAAACAACAGGCGCAACUUGCUGGUUUUGCGGAAGCGCUAGAUCGCUUUGAGGAGGCGAGCAUUCGUCGCAGACUUCUUACGGGAAAGGAGCGAAGGGCCCUGGCAAUUUUACGUAUGCAUCAGGCGGCACUCUCUGUGACUACAGACAUAUGCUUGAUAAAGUGUAGCGAAACUAUCCGUAGUAUAUCCACGGAACGGUUCAACGAUGUCGUCGAUCAAGCAAAAACUAUCACAGGCAGUCUGAUGGAGAUUGCACCUCGAAGUACCCCUCGCCGUCCCACGCUGCUGAUGGAGACAGGGACCAUCGCACCUCUGUUCUUCGUCAUCGCAAAAUGUGAUAACCCGGCAGUUCGGCAGAGAGCACUUGAGGUCCUAGAGUCUUGGCCACACCGAGAAGGCUUGUGGGAUUCACAAUUAGCUGCCACGUUGGCUCGCCAGAUGAUGUGUCCCGGGGUACAUUAGUUUCGAAUAAUGCCUCUUAGCAUUACCUAAUGUGCUGUAUCGACGCGGGAAAUUAUUCCGGGGGGGGUCAUCUGAUCGCAAGCAGUGAGGUUUACAGUCACGAGCAAUUCUGAUCCACAUGUCCGGAGUAAUUGCUUGUAGUCCUGGGAUGAAAGGAAAUAUGCGUAGUAAUGUAUAGGUAGACAGAUGUAGGGCUUUACCCCGCCCAUGUUGUUCGGACCGAGGGGGUUUACCAUGCCGGAUUCGGCAUAGGAAGGGUGGUUAUGCUGCGCAUCGAGGAACGUUUAUGCUGCAUCGUGUGCAUUACUUGUCUAUUCUUACAGCCUAAGUGAGGGGCGCUGCUGUUCUACACGCUAGCAGAAGAGCCUCGAUGUGACGUAACUUAAGGCAUGUGAAAUCCCUGACUUUUCCAGCUAGUAUCAUAGGACCUCGAGCUCUGUAGGUUCA